This is a messenger RNA of Zootermopsis nevadensis, 3938 nucleotides long. The record is from RefSeq and is a predicted model, not a curated record. NCBI's taxonomy places the organism in Eukaryota, Metazoa, Arthropoda, Insecta, Blattodea, Termopsidae.
UAAACCCCUCCCUCAACAAAAAGAAAACAGCCUGGUUUUUAUGUUUAUUUAUUUGGAAAUGAUAAUUGUAUACAUUGUAUGACAACUUGAAAAGUAUGCACAUUGCACACUAUGGGCUGUCUUAUUCCUAAAAUAAUAUAACCAUUUCUUUUAUAAUUUAUCUCGUUGACCAUUCCCGUCUUUACGGAUCCCCACACGACUCGCCCCCAGACAAUCUGGGUAUUUCAUGUGGAGCAACGUGCAAAAACGUUUCCUUGUUAUAUCACAUUUUCCCAUUCAUGAUUCAUUCUCUUUGCUGUCAUAGCUUUUGAAGUUUAUCUGCUGUUAUAAUCCCUUUAAGACCUCUCCUACUCUGCAUCCGAUGUAAUGGCUCAAUUACAAAAUUACCGCAUUAGACCUUGUACGUCUGUGCUUUUGAUAUAGAGCGUACGUUAAGUUGGGAUGCGUGUUUACCACAGAAGCUGUGUAGAUGUGUGGAGAUAGGUAACGUUGGUGCCCUUGUGUACAGUAUACGCGUUGUGUAGUGAAGGCAGAUUGUUGGGACGAGUAACUGAGCUCUGUUCUCGUGUUUUGUGGUAUCAAUACGACAUUUAACUGAAGAGUACGUCACGUAAUAUAAACCAUCAAUUUUGUACUACACUUUGACCAAGUGACGAAUUUAGGUUUAAAAGUAAGCAACGCAUUUUACAGUGUAAUUGUGACACUGUGAAAAUAACGUAGGGGGCGUACGUUAUCUUCGCAGCUUAGCAUUGUGCCUCGCAAGUAACAUAAGCCCUAUGGACAAUAGAACAACAUAGAUAACGGAUAUGACGCGAGACAUUGUUUUAAAAAUAAUUGGUGUUUUAGAGAAGCCAGUGUGCACAAGAACUGAAAAGUCACAUGUCAUAAUGGAAGAUGUUGCUAGCAGCCACACUUUCAUGGAAGGCAAUACUGUGCCAUGUAAAACUACUGGAAAGAAUAAAAUACCCUUGGUACCUGCACGAGUUCAGCUUGGAAUAAUGGCCUUCUUCAUGUUUUUCAUCACUCAAAUGAUUCGCUCUAAUCUGUAUAUUGCUCGUGUUGGCAUGACAGAUUUAGGAAAUGUAACAAAUGAGUCUCAUUCAAAUAAGUUAAACUGGGAUGAACAAGAAACUGCGAUGGUCCUCAGUGCGUUCUACUGGAGUUACUGGAUAACAGAACUUCCAGGUGGUUUGCUGGCUCAGAGGUUUGGUGGCUGUCAUGUAUUGGGUUUUGGUGUUUUAUUGGCAGGGGGUUUUUUUUUCCCAUUAGCUUGCAGAGUACAUUAUGGAGCGGCUGCAGUUCUCAGAGCCAUCCAAGGACUUGCUCUGGGUGUGACUUGGCCAGCAACCCAUGUCCUCUCAGCUCAUUGGAUUCCAUCCACUGAGCGCAGCAAGUUUAUGACUACUUACCAUGGGUCUGCUGUUGGUACAGCAUUAACAUAUCCUUUGAGUGGGCUUCUCAUGGCUGUAUUGGAUUGGCAGUAUGUUUUCUAUGUGACUGGAGCUCUCACGCUGACGUGGUAUGCUUUCUGGUGGUAUCUUGUGUAUGACUCUCCCGCACAGCACCCACGGAUAUCGGACGCUGAACGGAAGUACCUGGAACGUGUUAUUGGAGACUCUGUUGCUUCCCACAAGGACCCUCCAUUACAAACCCCUUGGUCAUCGAUUCUCUUGUCAGUACCAUUUUGGGCUGUACUGUUUGCCUCACAGGGUCUCAUGUGGGGAACCAUCACAUUAACCAUGCAACUGCCUGCCUAUUUCAGAAGUGUUUACAUGCUGGAUAUCAAAACGAAUGGCUUUGUUUCUGGUAUACCUGAACUCUGCAAGUUUGCCUUCAGUCUUGCUUUCUCUACUGUAAUGGACUACAUGUUGCGCAAUAAAUAUUUGUCAAUAACUGUAGUUCGCAAAAUCUCUGUAGCCACAAGUGAAUUUAUCCCUGCUGUACUGCUUGUAGUACUCGGAUUCCUCAGCAAAAGUAGUGCAACAGUUGCUGUAGUACUGCUAGCUUUGGCUUCUGCAGUGGGAGGAGCCAGCUCUUCAGGCAGUUUGCCCAAUAUUGUUGAUCUCAGUCCCAACUUUGCAGGGACACUUAUUGGCAUCAUUAAAACAAUGGCAUUGAUUCCUGGAGUGUUAUCUCCAAACACUGUCAGCCUCCUGAACAACAGCCUUGUAAGUACAAUGACAUAACCAUGAUAUAGCCAUAGGUGUGUGACAGUAUAGAACAGAACACUCGGAUUACACCAAGGCAGCGGACUGCUGCCACCUGCCAGGUUGAAAUCGUAACUCCAGUCUAAAUCAUUUGUAUACACCCCUCGUAUACACAGUAGAAGGUGUAAUAAUUAAGUUCCUGGAAUGCAACAUAGAAGCUGCAUUUAAUUACUUACACACUAAUGGUUGCUUUCACAUUUGAAGUAGUCUCCUUGUGCACCAAAACACUUAGUUAGUCAGUGUUUCCUCUGCUCAAAAUAUUUCUGGAACUCCUCUUCUGGAAUGCUCAUUGGGAUGGUUGUCUCAUGUCCCUGAAUGUCAUCAAUGUCUGAUAAUCUGUGGCCCUUCAAAGCUGUCUUCAGUUUUGGAAAUAGCCGAGUCAUACAGGGCUAGAUCUGCCAUUUUAUGGUAGAUGGUCAAAUUUCAAUAUUGAUUUUUUUGCCAAAAACUCCUGGACAGCAAGCAAAUCAUGAGCACAGGUAAAGUUGUGGUCUUCUCCAACAAACAGACUCAUGUAACCUUGCCAACAUUUCCAAAUAACAAUAUUUAUGCACUUUUUGGCAUUCUUUAAGAAACUAAAAGUUAACAAUGCCCUUGUGAUCAGAAAAUAAAUGAGCAUUAUCUUCACUUGGGCUUGUGAUAUGAGCGCCCCCUUUAAACCUUUUAUGCCACUCAAAGACAUUAAACUUUUUGAUAGCGUCUGUACCGUAAGACUCUGUUAACAUCUACAGAGUUUCACUACUGAUUUUUCCUAACUUUGCGCAAAACUUGAUGUCAGUGCACUGCUCCAACAAUCUGUCUCUCAUUUUUCUAUCGGGAUGAAAAUGCUCAUGUAACGCUGCUAUUGCUUCAUUACUACUGCCUUGUUUGCUUCACCACACACGUCGUAACAUGUCACUGCCAAGCUAUUGCUCACUUGGUACUCGACGUGACAUAUGUGAGCGGGCAUUCUGGUAAUUUAAUUGUCGCACUUCGUAUUGUGUGCACGUGUGCAUGGUAGAUAUAGCCAGUAGUUUAAGGCUGGAUAAGGGGUUGAUGUUACUAGUAUUAUGGGGAUAGAGAAAGUGACAAAAGAACCAGUAUUUUGGGUAUAAACAGCCAGUUUUAUGGGAAAUGCCAAAACAGUCUUUUUGCCACUAUUAUGGGCAUGGUAAUGGUCAUUAUAAAGGCCAUGACUAGAUAGUUCUGUAUAGCCAGUUCUAUGGUUAUGGCCAGAUAUGUCAAAAAGCAAAAAUAUGCAGCAGGACAGAGGUGUCAAUGGAGCCACUAUAAUAAACAUGGACAGAUAUUUCUAUAUUUACAAUAUUAUAACAAUGAGUAGAUGUCUCUACAGAGUGGUCCUUAAAUGUCUGGCCAAACUUCGAGAGCAUGUUCUAAUAACUCUGAGGAUGAAAGAAGGUAGUACUGACAUAGGUCCAGAAAUUCUUCUCAUCUGAGUUACAGUCCUGCACAUAUAGCCUGUGGUCAUUCCCAUAACACACUCUAUGUAGACCUAUCUCACCACUCCCAUACAAUGGGCUAACAAUACCCAUGAUAAUUCCCAUAAUAAUGGCUAUCUAGACCACUCUGAACAUGCCCACUGUAAUGGGUAUAGAUGAUCUUAGCCGUGAUCACAAUACUGGCUGUUGACUCCUCUCUUCAUGACCAUUAUACUGACCAUAUAGAAAUCUGGCCAUUCCCAUAAUAAUGGCUCUAUAGAAACUGGGAAACAUGCACUUAAUAAUAGCUAUA